AUGACCUCUUCAACAUCUGCAAAUAUCGAACAAACGGUUCAACCUCGAAAUUCUGAGCCGGCAAAACUUAGCAUUUAUACAGGUCCAGAAUCCUCUGAAACGAAAACAUGGUCAAAGCCACUUCCUACACCGGAUUUUUUGAAUCUUGGGAGGACUCCAUUACCAUUUCCUCCACCACUUAAUCGAGAAAUGUUUUCUACUCCCGAUUUCAAUAGCGAUCGUUUCCUGGCAAAUAGACGUCACUUAACCUUGGACGAAUUGAAAAAAGAAUUGAAUGUGCAUUUGAAAAGUUUGAAAAGCGAACUUGUGGAAAUGAUUAAUAGAGAUUAUGCUAGUUUCGUGGAUCUUUCCACAAAUUUAAAAGGUGUGGAUAAAGUCAUCGAAGAAGUUGCAAGACCACUGGGAAAAAUGAGAGAAGAAGUUCAGGCAUGUCAUUAUGGCUAUUUAAAAAAUGCCUCUAGCAUUUCUUUUCACAAUGUCCGUACAACUUUUCAGAAUGUUGUGGAUUCAUUAGAAAAUCAAUUAUCUCACCGGGCCUCCAUACGAGAAAAGAAGGCUUCUUUACAACUGCUCAUUAAUAUCCAUGAAUCUGUCCGUAAAGUCGAAAAUUUAUUGUUAAUUAGUAGCGAGAGUGCAUCAUCUCUUUUAUCGAAAGACGAUAGUGGAAACAGUGCAAAACAAAUCGAGCGUGUGGCAAUUGAAUAUAAUCAGAUGCAAUACCUGGUUAGCAAAGGGAAAGAUCUACCUUUUGUUGCGAAUAUUGAUUGGAGGAUCACUAGAAUAAAGGAGACUUUGCGUACAAAUUUAUCAUCUGCUCUUCGAUCUGCUUUGCACAGCGUUAAAAAUCAAUCAUACGAUGCUUCUUCAAAAGAAACUUUGACCCAAAUUUUGAGGACAUAUGCCUUGAUUGACCAAACCAAAUCUGCAGAAUCAGUGAUAAGAACAGAAUUGGUAGCUCCAAGCAUCAAUGAAAUAGUUAGCAGACCAAUUCUUGAAAAUCAGACACAGCCAAUUCCUUAUACAUCUGCUAUAUCUUCAACGCGUCCUGCCACAAAAGCUUCUAAAGCUCGCUAUAGUCUGCAAUAUUCAAAAGAGCCUUUAGCACUUAUGUAUAACCGAAUUCUUAUGCUUAUCAAUACUGAUUGGUUUAUCCUUUUGGAGAUUACCAGGAAAAUUCUUAAGGGGACUAGUUUUGAAAUUCUG
Messenger RNA from Dentiscutata heterogama, 1203 nucleotides. Lineage: Eukaryota; Fungi; Glomeromycota; Glomeromycetes; Diversisporales; Gigasporaceae. The record is from the annotation of a GenBank genome assembly.